Molecule: messenger RNA, 1903 nt
Organism: Labeo rohita (rohu)
Lineage: Eukaryota; Metazoa; Chordata; Actinopteri; Cypriniformes; Cyprinidae
Gene: chmp2ba
Product: charged multivesicular body protein 2Ba
Exons: 6
Coding region: 134-784 (216 amino acids)
Biological process (GO): late endosome to vacuole transport; endosome transport via multivesicular body sorting pathway; protein transport
Cellular component (GO): multivesicular body; ESCRT III complex
Source: RefSeq, a predicted model, not a curated record
GUCAGUUGCGCUUCCCAAACAAGGAAAUCGGGACCUUUGAGUGGAUCGAUAGUCAGUUAGGCUCAGGCAGUUAGUCAGAGAAACUAGUUUUAUACAGCAUUAAAGAGAAAAACAAACUCUAAAUUAAGUCAUAAUGGCAUCUUUGUUUAAAAAGAAGACAGUUGACGAUAUCAUUAAAGAGCAGUCCAAAGAGCUGAGAGGCACCCAGAGACAAAUCACCAGAGACAGAGCUGCCCUGGAGAGACAGGAGAGGCAAAUGGAAAUGGAAAUCAAAAAAAUGGCCAAGACUGGAAACCGAGAAGCCUGCAAGAUACUAGCCAAACAACUCGUACAGCUCAGAAAACAGAAGAACCGAACCUACGCCGUAAGCUCUAAAGUCACGUCCAUGUCAACGCAGACCAAAGUCAUGAACUCUCAGAUGAAGAUGGCUGGAGCCAUGUCUACCACAGCGAAGACUAUGCAGACUGUCAAUAAAAGACUGGACCCCAAGAAGACGCUACAGACAAUGCAGGACUUCCAGAAGGAGAACUUAAAAAUAGGAAUGACUGAGGACAUGAUCAACGAUACGCUGGAUGAGAUUUUUGAUGAAUCGGGCGAUGAGGAAGAAAGCCAGGACAUCGUGAACCAGGUGCUAGAUGAGAUCGGGAUAGAAAUCGCAGGAAAGAUGGUAAGAGCCCCCUCAGCAGGAAAGAUCCUCCCUGGCGCCUCCCCAGCAAAGUCUAAAGCGGCGACCAUCUCAGACGCUGAGAUCGAGAGACAGCUGAAGGCUCUGGGAAUGGACUAAAACUGUGCACCCACUGCUACCAAAGGACUGAAUUCAUAGUGGGAACAGGGAGUGUUUAAGUAAUAAAUGAAGGGAAAAUGUCAGCAAAUAUUCUCUUAUUGGAGUAUCGCAGUGAGUCACUGGAGGAUAUUCAAUGGACGGAUAUAAACAGCAGAUUUAGAUGUUCUGACAAAAUAUUCUCCAAAUCUGCUGCACAUAUUAUGAGAUUUAAAGGUGAAGGAUGUAAUCUUUGCAUCACUAGUGGCUCCAAAUGGAACAGCAAUCAGUUUGUUUGAGGAGCAUGAUUGGGUGGGGCACAACAGCGGCUCAACCAAUGGUGUGUGCUUGGGCGACCAAUGGCAAAUUUGGGGGUGGGAUUAAAAAUCAAUGGCUGCAUUCAAAAUUGCAUACUUUUCUGCUAUAUAGUAGAUGGAAAAACAGUAUGUAAACAGAGUAGUAUUCAUAAAAAAGUAGGGAAACAGUCCCCAGGUGACUUAAUACUUUCAGGACAAGAUCCCAUAAAGCCACAGGGGAAAAACUGAAUUUGCGACCUACGCUGAUAGGUCACAUGGCAAUGACAACAUGGCGAAUGUAGUACUUGCGGAUUAAAUUCAUAUUAGCAAUACUUUUGUACAGUCGCUAAGUAAUUACAUAUUAAAAAGAAGUACAUAUUCUGAGAGUAUGCGAUUUUGGGCACAGCCAUUAUUUUGAAAGUUUCAUGCUGUUAGUGUGCAAAAAUUACACACUUUACAUUUAAUUUUAAAGGGUGCUAUUACUGUGACAACUAAUUGUCUUUUAAAUCCUUUAAAAUGUACAGAAACAUUGGAAGAUUUUGGUACCCCAUGGGAUUCCCAUUUGUUAUAGGGCUAAACAUCUCAUGUAAGUUAAAGGAUGCUCAUUAUGUGUUUUUUUAUGUCUUUUUAGGUUAUGUAUGACUUAAGGGAGUAAAACAGCUUUCCUUUUUUACAAUGAGGUUUGGUUUAAACUCUUGAAUACAUACAAAUAAUAUCUUGCAUGAGAAUCUUUGUUGAUAUGAUAAUGAUAAUGUGAUGAAGUCUUUACUUAUCAACCUUGAAACAAUGCAACCACUGAGACUCUUCAACUGCUUGAUGAGUGUUGAUCUUGGUAGGUAAAACAAAA